This is a messenger RNA of Fonsecaea multimorphosa CBS 102226, 1239 nucleotides long. RefSeq lists its product as uncharacterized. The coding region runs from base 1 to 1239 and encodes 412 amino acids. Gene Ontology annotation, molecular function: FAD binding. The record is from RefSeq and is a predicted model, not a curated record. Lineage: Eukaryota; Fungi; Ascomycota; Eurotiomycetes; Chaetothyriales; Herpotrichiellaceae. The transcript has 4 exons.
AUGGCCUCCGCAACGCCGCUGAAGGUAAUGGUGAUAGGCGCAGGAUCUACCGGGUUGCUCCUGGCACAGGGCCUGAAACAGGGCGGCAUCCCAUGCACCGUCUAUGAGCGGGAGGACCACACCACCUAUCAGAACCGCGCUCGAGAGUGGGGGAUGACCUUGCACUGGGGAGCUGAGUAUCUGUCCAAAUUCCUUCCGCCGGACAUGGUGGCCCGGAUCGACGAGAACAUCUGCUGUGACCCGUUCUUCAAGGGCAAAAUCACGUCGCUGCCCAUCUACAAUGGCGCGACGGGCGAGAAGCUCUUUGAGAUGCAGGGCAUCGACCCCAGGCGAGUGUCCCGAAAGAAGCUGAGGAAGUUCCUGAGCCAGGGGAUCGAUGUCCAGUAUGGUAAGAGGUUGGCGUCUGUGACAGUUGACUCGGGUAAGGAGGAGUGCGUGACAGCCGUCUUCGAAGACGGAACCAGCGCAUCUGGUUCUCUCCUAGUGGGUUGCGACGGAGCGCAUUCGACGGUGCGCAAGUUCCUCGUCGGCGAAGAGCUGGCCAAGGAGGAAUACAUGGACAUUCAAAUGUUCAACAUCAGCUGCACCUUCCCCAAGGAAACGGCCGAGUACUUGCGGUCCAUCCACCCGAUCUUCAAGCACAGCUAUCACCCGGACAACUUCACGUGGUGGAACUCGAUCCAGGACGUCACCGACCCGGACAAGCCCGAGACGUGGCUCUUCCAGAACCUGCUGUCCUGGCCCGGCAGCCCCAGACCAGAAGAUCUCCCGGACCAGGCGUCGCGGCUGAAGUUCUGGCGCGACCGGGUGUCCCAGUACGCCGAACCGUGGGCCACGAUCGGCAAGCAACUGCCCGAGGACCUGGUCUUCCCCACGGACCGGACCGUCGUGUGGAAGCCCGACAUGGACUGGUCGCAGUCGCCGCUGUGGCCGAGCGUGACGCUCGCGGGGGACGCGGCGCACGCGAUCCCGCCGUUCCGCGGCCAGGGACUGAACAACGCGCUCGAGGACGCGGCGAAACUGGUCGACGAGCUCGGCGGGUUGUGCGCUGGCGAGAAGAAGGCGUCGUUGACCGAGGCCGUGGCCGCCUACGAGGCCGAGAUGAAGGAGCGCGCUCUGCUGGAGAUGAAGGUCUCCAUCCUCCAGGCUGAGACCGUGCACAAUUGGGACAGGCUGAUGGAGGCGCCCUUCAUCAAGCACGGCAUGAACAAGUACAAGGGGGAACAGGGGAUGAAGUAG